CGCAUCCCGCGCCACACCCUCCCAAUCCCCUCCCCCUCGCGUAUCCACACUUUUCACACGCGACGCCGGAGAGACAGAGCGCGCGCGCGCCCGAAAGAUGUCGACGUGCGCGGCGGACCUGGCGCCGCUGCUCGGCCCGGCGGCGGCGAACGCCACGGACUACCUGUGCGGGCAGUUCGCGGACACGGCCUCCGCGGUGGACGCCACGUACCUGCUCUUCUCGGCCUACCUCGUGUUCGCCAUGCAGCUCGGCUUCGCCAUGCUGUGCGCCGGCUCCGUCCGCGCCAAGAACACCAUGAACAUCAUGCUCACCAACGUGCUCGACGCCGCCGCGGGGGCGCUCUUCUACUACCUCUUCGGCUUCGCCUUCGCCUUCGGCACGCCCUCCAACGGCUUCAUCGGCAAGCAGUUCUUCGGGCUCAAGCACCUGCCCAGGACCGGCUUCGACUACGACUUCUUCCUCUACCAGUGGGCCUUCGCCAUCGCCGCCGCGGGCAUCACGUCGGGCUCCAUCGCCGAGCGGACCCAGUUCGUCGCCUACCUCAUCUACUCCGCGUUCCUGACGGGGUUCGUCUACCCCGUGGUGUCGCACUGGUUCUGGUCCGCCGACGGCUGGGCCGGCGCCAGCCGCACGUCCGGCCCGCUGCUCUUCGGGUCCGGCGUCAUCGACUUCGCCGGCUCCGGCGUCGUCCACAUGGUCGGCGGCAUCGCGGGGCUGUGGGGCGCGCUCAUCGAGGGCCCCCGCAUCGGGCGCUUCGACCACGCCGGCCGCUCCGUGGCGCUCAAGGGCCACAGCGCGUCGCUCGUGGUGCUCGGCACCUUCCUGCUGUGGUUCGGCUGGUACGGGUUCAACCCCGGGUCCUUCACCACCAUCCUCAAGUCGUACGGCCCCGCCGGGACCGUCCACGGGCAGUGGUCGGCCGUGGGCCGCACCGCCGUCACCACCACCCUCGCCGGCAGCGUCGCCGCGCUCACCACGCUGUUCGGGAAGCGGCUCCAGACGGGCCACUGGAACGUGGUGGACGUCUGCAACGGCCUCCUCGGCGGGUUCGCGGCCAUCACGGCCGGGUGCAGCGUGGUGGAGCCGUGGGCGGCCGUCAUCUGCGGGUUCGUGUCCGCGUGGGUGCUCAUCGGCGCCAACGCCCUCGCGGCGCGCUUCAGGUUCGACGACCCGCUGGAGGCGGCGCAGCUGCACGGCGGGUGUGGCGCCUGGGGCGUCCUCUUCACGGGGCUCUUCGCGAGGCGAAAGUACGUGGAGGAGAUCUACGGCGCCGGGAGGCCCUACGGGCUGUUCAUGGGCGGCGGCGGGAAGCUCCUCGCCGCGCAGAUCAUCCAGAUCCUGGUGAUCGCCGGGUGGGUGAGCUGCACCAUGGGCCCGCUCUUCUACGCGCUCAAGAAGCUGGGCCUGCUGCGCAUCUCGGCCGACGACGAGAUGUCCGGCAUGGACCUGACCCGGCACGGCGGCUUCGCCUACGUCUACCACGACGAGGACCCUGGCGACAAGGCCGGGGUUGGUGGGUUCAUGCUCAAGUCCGCGCAGAACCGUGUCGAGCCGGCGGCGGCGGUGGCGGCGGCGACCAGCAGCCAGGUGUAAAAAAAAAAUCAGGAGCAAAUUGAAACCGAGCUGAAGUUACGUGCUUGCCUUUUUCAGUAUGUUGUCGCGUAUCACGUUUGAGGUGGAUCGUAUCUGCCGGUCAGUACGCAGUGUUUGGGCAAAUACUUGGCUACUUGGGAGUCGCAAGAAAUUGUGUAAAUUAUAUAGAGGAGGAUGGCGACGAAGCACGCAUGUGUUACGUAGUUGGGGUUUGUGUGCACAUGGUGGUGGGCAGGGGCUAGGAGAGGGUUUAUCUUUAGGUUAUUUUCGUAGUGGAAUGAAUCUUAUGAUCGGAUAUCCAUCGUCGGAAGGUGUGGCGGGCUGCUGGUCAAGAUAGGUGGCUUCUAUGACUAUGAGGGUUGAAACAACAAGUGGACGAUUCUGUCCUGUGGUCACUGCUCAUCAUCCAAUCUAGCGGCUUUGACGGUCGUGCCUUUUUAGUAUCAAUAAUAUUAUUCCAAGUUUAAAAU
This is a messenger RNA of Zea mays, 2064 nucleotides long. RefSeq names its product ammonium transporter1. NCBI's taxonomy places the organism in Eukaryota, Viridiplantae, Streptophyta, Magnoliopsida, Poales, Poaceae. Bases 98 to 1594 code for a protein of 498 amino acids. Gene Ontology annotation, molecular function: ammonium channel activity. Gene Ontology annotation, cellular component: plasma membrane. The transcript has a single exon. The record is from RefSeq and is marked validated. Gene Ontology annotation, biological process: ammonium homeostasis; ammonium transmembrane transport.